AUGCCGAAACGUAUCGCGUGGAGAGACACCGCGCUCCACGUCGACGAAGCCGAGGCCGCGGUACUAGAUGAACUAAAAGCCUUCGAUAUCACUAAGAAUAACACACUCACGUGCAGGGUGUGCGUUGACUCCGAGCACAAAAUGCGUUACCGUCUUCUCGAGUGCAGCUCGGAGACAUGCGCUGAGGCUAGCGAACAUUAA
This is a messenger RNA of Phytophthora nicotianae INRA-310, 201 nucleotides long. RefSeq lists its product as hypothetical. Bases 1 to 201 code for a protein of 66 amino acids. NCBI's taxonomy places the organism in Eukaryota, Oomycota, Peronosporomycetes, Peronosporales, Peronosporaceae. The record is from RefSeq and is a predicted model, not a curated record. The transcript has a single exon.